AUGCCUACAUUUGCCAAUUAUCCCUCUGCACUUCCCUAUCUUGACGAACUUCACAAGGAAGACCUGUUGGCCGAAUUAGUUAGCGGCCUUGAAGGUCAACGUACGCGUAGGAUCAAGCCAAAGCCAGAAAGCACAAGCAAUCCAUUCAUAAACUCUAUAAACCAUGCUGCCAAACUCAACCUUAUUCAAGAAGACAACGUUACAUACUUUUCCACUAGUGACCCUUGUUUGGAUCUUUAUUAUGCAUCCUAUAGAGUAUCCGACGACCGAGACUUACGGCGUAUGCUUGAGGCUGCAUGGGCGGCCGAUGUCGACUUGACGUUACACAUCAUUUUCUAUAUUCGGUCUAUUCACCGUGGACAGAGUUUGACAGCGCCGUUCAUGAGUGCCUUCAGUUGGUUGCUUCAGUAUCACCCACGUACAGCUCUGGCUAACCUGCAUGUGCUUGUGGAUGGAACAGUACGCACGGACGCUGCGCUCAAGGCACAGCAGAGAGAAGAACGAGACUUCAAGAGUCAUGGAUGUUGGAAGGAUCUCUGCACUAUCCUUACAAUCUAUGCUCAAGGUGAGCUUCGGGAAGCAAAGAAGGAUGCAGAAACCUAUAUCAAGAAAGGAGCCGAACACAAUGCAAAAGCCCAGGCUAAAGCAAAAGAAGCUAAAGCAAAUACACGUAGAGAGAGAAACGAACGCGUUACUAAACUAUUACAAGCUGAUCCUGUCUACCGAGCACUUCAUUUUACCAUUGCAAGAAUGUUCGCCAACCAACUCAAGACCGACAUGGCUCAACUUCAAAGGAACAAAGACGCUAUUGAGCAAGGUGUGCUGAAGGGACGACACGCUUUAGGGUUCAAUCUUAGUUUAGCAGGAAAAUGGGCGCCUUCUCUGUGCCGAUCUCAUGACAAACAUACUUUCCUGGCCACUUCUAUUGCCGAGCUCUUGUUUCCUCCCGAAAAACACCAAGACGAUGGCGAGACUCGCGAACACUACCUUAACAAGGUUAGAGACCUAUACCGCAAACAAUACCUGACUCCUCUCCGUGAUGCGUUGGAUAUAGUUGAACACUACAAAGCUGAAGGCAAAUGGAAGAAGAUUGAUUUUACACAUGUUCCAGCGAUAUGCUUGAAACACAACUGGGCACGAUUUUACAAGCACGCACCUUAUGCCGUAACAUCCUUUUUGAAUGGAUCCCCAUUAUAUGUAAAAAAAGCUAAAAGUGAGAAACGUACAACCUUUUCAUCCAACGCCUUACCAAGGAGAAUAAAGAUUAAAGGUGAAACAAUGCUUCCUGAAGACUAUUUGGCCAAUUUCUCCGAUCAUGAUGUUCCUAAAACAUUACAACCAAUAGCCAAGUUUACUUGCGAUGCUAAACAAAAAAUCUUGGAUAUCCAAACAGAAAUCACCAACAGACAAUGGGAACAUUUGAUUGAAAGUUUUCGCAAGACUUCUCUGUUGAAUUCCCGCAAGUCAAGUAAUACAAUCGAUCUUGGCGAAUGCAUUGUAGUCUGCAACUUAAAAGACACCAUGUGGUAUGAAAGCUCUUCAAAUUUCGUUCACCGUGGUGUCGCCCUUUCCUUGAUCAUUGCCAACCUUGCAAAGCCUCCUUUUGAUGGGUCUAUCAUCGCUUAUUCCAAUGGACCUACCGUCUUCAAGUUGGAUACAUCGCUUCCUUUUGAUGAACAAGUUCGUCAGGUCAUGCAGAGAGUGAAUGAUCCCAAUGAAUUUGAUACUAAAAGUGUAUUCACUGACGUCAUACUCCCACUUGCUGUCAAACACGAAGUCAAGCCUGAAGAUAUGAUCAAACGAGUUUUUAUUAUUACGGACAAGAACUUCAAUUUUGGUGAAACUGAAGCUAAAAAGUUCGAAACCGCCUUUGAUCUUAUCCGUCGCAGGUACCAUGAGGCUGGCUAUGAGGUCCCUGAAAUGGUCUGGUGGAAUAUUUCUGGCCGUGGUUGUUCCUCAAUGUAUAAUCUGGAUGCACCUGUAAAGAAGGACGAUGUUGGUGUCAAGAUGCUUGCUGGUCAUUCUGCAAAUAUACUCAAGACAUUCCUUGAUGGUGAUGAUAUAGAUGAGGAUACGGCUAAGCAAGAGACUCCAUUGGAUUUUGCCAGAAAAGCAGUGUAUCAUGAAAGCUUUAAGGAUCUUGUUGUUGUAGAUUAA
This is a messenger RNA of Rhizopus microsporus ATCC 52813, 2157 nucleotides long. RefSeq lists its product as uncharacterized. NCBI's taxonomy places the organism in Eukaryota, Fungi, Mucoromycota, Mucoromycetes, Mucorales, Rhizopodaceae. The transcript is spliced from 3 exons. The record is from RefSeq and is a predicted model, not a curated record. The coding region runs from base 1 to 2157 and encodes 718 amino acids.